This is a messenger RNA of Cyphellophora europaea CBS 101466, 1812 nucleotides long. RefSeq lists its product as uncharacterized. The record is from RefSeq and is a predicted model, not a curated record. Bases 1 to 1812 code for a protein of 603 amino acids. The transcript has a single exon. NCBI's taxonomy places the organism in Eukaryota, Fungi, Ascomycota, Eurotiomycetes, Chaetothyriales, Cyphellophoraceae. Gene Ontology annotation, molecular function: palmitoyltransferase activity.
AUGCCGACCUACUCCUCUCCUUCUUCGUCUCCUCCUCCGACUGCUUCCCGUCGUCGCAUGAGAAACUGCGCCCAUCGAAUAGAGCGUCUGUGCUGCGCCCUUGCCACAUACUUUCCACUUGCUUUUGUCUACAGCCUGACGACAUGGGCUGUCUGGGUGGAAGCCAGCAUUGGUCUGGGCAAGACCGGCUCGGCCGAACACCAACACCUCACAACCUCUGUCAGGCUGACUUCCCUUGUUGGCGUUAUCUUGUACCUCCUUCUCAACACAUCAUACACGGUCGCCGUUUUUACAGACCCGGGCUCACCUUUGAAUGGGCCAUCGAAGAAGUCAGGCAGCGGAAGAGGGGGCAAAUACUCGGUGCUGCCCACGUCGGAGCCCGGACACGAUGCGAACGGUGACGGAGGUUUGGGCGGCAUCCAGACCGUCACCGUAUCCUCCUCGGGUGAAUCCAGGUUCUGCAAGAAAUGCCACACUCCCAAGCCCGACCGGACGCACCACUGCUCAACAUGCAAGCGUUGUGUUUUGAAGAUGGACCACCACUGUCCCUGGCUCGCUACUUGUUUAGGUCACCGCAACUACAAGGCUUUCGUCCUGUUUUUGUGCUACACGACGUUGUUCUGUUGGGUGUGCUUCAUCAGCAGCGGGAGGUGGGUAUGGGAAUACUUUGCUGAUAGUGUAUACCUCGCCGAUGAGUAUGCGAGUGUCAACGUCAUUAUUCUUUCGGUCGUGAGUGGGUUGAUAGGCUUGGUUCUGACUGGGUUUACGGGUUGGCACUUGUGGUUGUGCUUCAAGGGCGUGACAACGAUUGAGUGCCUAGAGAAGACGAGGUACAUGAGUGGUGUGAGAGCUAGGGUCGAGCGGAACCGCCUGGAGCAGCACCGACGAGGCCCAUCUGGAAGUAACACCAGUGAGGAGCUGAUGGAUCGAAUGCGGAGGGCCGGCGACCAGAUCCUCGAGUUCCACGCUAAUGCCGUGCCCGGCGCGAGUCGGUAUGAGGAGGGCGAGGAAAGAACGAGCCCGUCUCCGAGCUUGACGGACGCUCAGCGGUAUGCUGACGAUGGUCCGCUGUACCACGAUCAGCCUCCACCAGCUGAUGGUGAGCCCGAGACACCCGCCAUGCGCGCUCUACGGGGAGCAUAUCAGCAGUCACAGCCACCCCGUGGUCCUCCAGGGAGGUUCAACUAUCGUCUGGGUGUUCAUGAGUACGAAAACUCUAGGGAACAGGAGCGAUACAAUGAGUACCUGGAGGACAAGGAAGAUGAGAAACUCCCAAACGCCUUCGAUUUGGGUUGGCGGAAAAACUUCAAGGCUGUCUUCGGUGAGCAGUGGUGGGCAUGGGCUCUUCCGAUCAUGAACAGUCCCGGCGACGGUUGGAGAUGGGAAGUUAGCGAGUCGUGGCGUCAGAAAAGGACCGAGACAGAUCAAAGACGAGCCGAAAGGCUACUCCAACAGCAGCAACAGCACCACCAGCAGGGCUACGGCUAUGAUGGAUCCUAUGAUCAACGAAGCUAUCGAUUCCAGACAGCUCCGCACGACGAGCGAACCCCUUCAGACCCGGGCAACUACAGCAGGAGUGCCACCAGCUUGUCUACGCUAACACCUCAUGGACAAAUCCACGGACCCCCUAGAGGCCGGGCGUGGGGUGGACGAUUCAAAAAAGACAUUGACACCUCAGGUGCAGACGGGGAGCAUGGUGAGUUCGAAGUGAGCGGCGACAGCGACAACGAUGACGACAAUGACAACUACGAUCAACACGCUCCUCGAAAUGGCCCGGGACGGCAGGAUACCUGGGAUCGCGACUGGGACUAG